CUGAUCAGCCUGGCACAACAGAUGCAACAAGUGGAACUACUGAGGGCACCCAAACAACUGAUCAGCCUGGCACAACUCAUGCAACAAGUGAACCAACUGAGGGCACUCCCAUAACUGAUAAGCCUGGCACAACUGAGGCUACAACUGUACCUCCAACUACACCACCUAUCACUCCAACAACUCAACCAACUACCCAAUCCACUACUCGUAAGCCUUUAAUUUGCCAAAACGGAGGAAUUGACAAUGGUCACAACUGCUCAUGUCUCAUUGGAUUUAAUGGACCUGUCUGUGAACAUGUUGAAGUUGCUGUUGAGCCAGAUACAAUCAACAGAACAGUUGUGGUUAAUAUAGACAUCAAUGAGGAAUAUAUUGAUGAAUAUGAGGAUGAGGCAUCACAGGAAUACAAAGAAUUUGUUGGAAACUUCACCAGCCAGAUGGAGGAAUAUUACAAAACAAGGAUAGAAAAUGUUAAAGAAGUGGUGGUCAUAAGUGUCAGCCCAGGAAGCCCAUUGGGCAGAUUAUCAACCAACACUGUGGAAGAGAUACAAUUAAGGGUUGAAGGCACAGAUCUCACACCAACAAGAGUCGGUGUUAAUGUCAAACAUGAUGUCAUCCUGGCAAUUCCAAAUAACCCUGAUUAUGAGGAUAUAUAUGUGAAUAAUACUGAAGAAAUUACGGAGGCUGUUGGUGACCUUGUUGGCUGCACUCUAGACUGCCCAAGUUUUAAUGUCACAGUGAAGCCGACAGUGACGCCUACAGAACCAGAUCUUCAAUCGGUCUGUGAAAGGCUGAAUGAGGAUGCAGAUGUGACUGAUUUCUACCAGGCUGCGGAGGUUAAUAAUAAGGUAACCUGUGUGACUGCCUGCCAUCCGAAACACGACAAGCAUAAAACAUGCUACAACAAGGGAGUGUGCAAAGUGUUUAAAGCCACCGGGCCGCUCUGCCAUUGUGUGGACUUGUCCUCCACCUGGUACCUGAGCGAUGACUGCAGACUGCCCAUACAUAGGACGGCGUUCUUUGCCGGGCUGAGUGUGACGCUCACUGUUCUCUUGGUGCUGGUGGGAGUCCUGGCGGCGUUCGUAUUAAGGAACAAACAGAGGAGAUACAAAGACAUAAAAGACCAGCUGGUGAAUCAGUGGCUGAACGAGGACUUUGAGUGGUCCAGAUCAAACAUUGACGAAGUUUACGGAAACCCCACAUUCACUCAGAGCGAAGCAACCGUCCACUUAGAGGACCUAGAUGCUUACAGACAACCUCUACCUGCCUACCAGCCGACGCGUCCAUCUUCACAGAUUGACUACAGACAGUCAGCGGGCAUGUUCCCCCCGUCACGACAAGCUCACAGACACAUCACUCCUUCUAAUAUUUCUGGAUACUCACAGUCUGCUGGUCCCGUCAACUCAGAAACUCAGUCAACCAGCCGAUGAGGAUCAACAGGCCUCAGAUCAGGACGUCCUUGGAUGUCUGAGUGGCACACCAAGAAACUUUGUCUUAGAAAAUAUAACUGUAAAUAAACAAAGAGUUAUUUAAGUGCCUUAGAAAAAGAAAUGAAAAAGAAACCAAGAAAACAUGAAAAAUGAUUUGCAGUGGUCAAAAAACAAAUUCACAGUCUAUAGAUCUCAUCUGAGCUGCAGCAGAUCUGCAGGAGUGACGAUUAUUUAUUUUUCAUUCAUCAUCAUGAGUAACUCUUUUCCAAUUACACACCGCCAUUUGAAGUAUUUAAAAAAAAAUGAAAGAAUACACAUCAAUAUUUUGAGUUGCUUAGUGCUGUGCUCAUGUUGGAUUAGUGUUGAGUGUGUUGUAAGUAUUAUAACCGCUAGUACAGUCAAGACCUACUCUUUCUGUCAAGCGUCUGCUGCUAACAUUUGUUAUGAUUUGGUGCAACCGAUCACAAUCGAUAUCUGAUGUUAAAAUGUGUCUGCACUUGUUCAAGUUUACCAAAGAGAGGCAGUUGUUAUUAUUUGUAGUAUUAUUAGGCUACAAAUUAGUUUUUGAAUAUUGUAAUUUAUUUUAUUUCUAUUUACAUGUUAAUUGACCAGGUUUGACACAUUCAGAUUAAAGAUCUCUUUAACAAGGAGACCUGGCAGCAAUUCAAAGUUACAAUGAUAAGUAACAUUAAGGCCAUCAGAUCAGAAAAAAUAAGAAGCUGUUUGUAAAUCUGUGCCAAUUGAGGGGUAAACUUUGCAAGUUACUUAAACUGUGUGCAUUGUUUCAUAAACAUUGUGCACAGAUUCAUAUAAUCUGCUACUGUUCUGUAAACUGUGUGCAUUCAUUUAGAGCCCGGAUUUAUGCACGGAUUUGUAAACUGUGCAAGGAUUUGGGCAAUCUGUGCUAUCAGCCACUGAUAGCAGAUCUGAUUUUAAGCCUCGCACAUGGAUUUGUGAACCGUGGGAACUGAUUUACAAACAGCUUUUUUUUCUUAACUGAGCUUUCAGGGGCUCAGUAUCCCGUGGAAGUUUUUGGCAGCAACACUUUCUUCCCUAAUUUAUUUCCAUUUUUUAGAAUAACAAAUGGCCAAGAGUCCAAAGAACAAAGGUAUUAAUUACCAUCCUUCAAGAUUCAGAAAGAGACUCAACUCCCCCCCCCCCACCCCCCCCCCUACACACACACACACACACACACACACUAUAAAAGCCAUGGAUUUUAGUACAUCAUUAUUUUCAAAGCCAAAAUUCCUUGUAAGUCAUCAUUCUUGGGUUCAAUGUUGUUUACAAGUCACAUAAACUGCUUUGAACUAAAAGUAUUCCAAACUCUGCUAUUCGUCGUUAUGCUGAUGACUCUCUCUUUUACUGAUCUAUACUCGCUUCUCUUCAGUAUGCAUUUGAAACUGCAACUUGUCUCUCUCCUCUAUCAAAAGUUUGAUGAUUUAGAAAUCAAUCACAAAAAAACUAAAUAAACACACGAGCUGGUUAUUAGGAUCAUGUUUUAAUGUGCAGAUUUGACUUUGCAAUAAAGUCUCAACCGUAGUGAUGAAAAAUGCAAAACAGAGGGUGUACAUACACUGUGCAUCCACUGAGGGGCGCUGUAUCAUUAUUUUGAUGCAGCUUCACUAUGAUGAAGGAUUGUGAGUCAAACUGAUGUUCACUCACUCAAAAGCUUUACUUUGACAACUGUUCCUUUAAAUAUAAGCACAAAUAAAUAAUGUAAUAAGAUGAAUCUGUAUUAUUAUUUAUCAUUAAAGAUUACUGACAGGAAAACCUGUUCAUUUAUAUCUCUCUGACCCCAUCUUUGGUUUAAUUUGACUGAAAUCAGCUGCAUACGUAAAUGUAUGAAAUGAAAUACCACUGACAAAGUGAUUCACAUCUUUAUUCAGCAGAACGAGCAUUAAAACAUCAUCAUCAAAUAUGUAGCAUAGACACUCGAUCUGUGUUAACCUGUGUCCAAAGAAUAAACUGUGCAGACAAAAGAUGGAUUUGAAGGAGUGGGAACUAA
Messenger RNA from Labrus bergylta (ballan wrasse), 3432 nucleotides. RefSeq names its product mucin-2. Lineage: Eukaryota; Metazoa; Chordata; Actinopteri; Labriformes; Labridae. The record is from RefSeq and is a predicted model, not a curated record.